AUGUGCGACCGCCAACCAGCUCCAGCCCAGCCGCAGGAGGCAGCUCCCUCCGCAACACCAUGGUGGGCAGCCUACCCAGAGCCCCAGUCCAAGCCUGCGAGAAUUUCGCGCGAAGAAGUAUUGCAAAUGCUAAAGACGAAAUCUUUGGGAGAGAGAGACUUCAUUCUGGUUGAUGUGAGAAGGAACGACUUCGAGGGAGGGACUGUCCAAGGCUCAAUCAAUCUCCCCGCUCAAAGCCUCUACCCCACUAUUGCAAGCGUGUACACUGUCUUCAAGGCAGCGGGCGUUAAGAAAGCUAUCUUCUAUUGCGGCUCCUCCAGCGGUCGUGGCCCCAGAUCAGCUGCUUGGCUUGCCGACCACAUCUCCCGUGUGGGCGACACCACCAUGGAGAGUCUCAUCUUAGAAGGCGGGAUCAAGGGAUGGGUAAAUGCAGGACCCGAGUAUGUUGAGUGGAUGGACGGGUACAAUGCAGAGGUGUGGAAGAAGCUUGAUGGCGGUCACUGA
Molecule: messenger RNA, 504 nt
Organism: Thermochaetoides thermophila DSM 1495
Lineage: Eukaryota; Fungi; Ascomycota; Sordariomycetes; Sordariales; Chaetomiaceae
Product: rhodanese-like domain-containing protein
Exons: 3
Coding region: 1-504 (167 amino acids)
Cellular component (GO): nucleus; cytoplasm
Molecular function (GO): protein tyrosine phosphatase activity
Source: RefSeq, a predicted model, not a curated record